GUAAUAAAAAUAUUUUUAGACCUAUGCACAGCUCUUGGGAGGUUCUAUGUUUCGUAAUUUUAUUUACAUACCUAGUUGGAAGAACAUGCGUAGUGUCUUUGUAUGUCGCAUCCAUUAAUGAUCAAAGCAAAAAACCAAAAGCUGUCUUGUUUUCUGUGCCAGCGGAGUGUUAUGGAGUCGAGAUAAAAAGAUUUUUAAUGCAAGUGACGUCUGAUGAAUUAUCAUUUACGGGAUGUAAUUUUUUUACCGUCACUAGGACGUUUAUGCUAACGGUUGCCGGAACUAUAGUCACGUACGAGAUCGUAUUAAUACAAUUGAACAAUGUGGCUAGCGGAGUACCUGACCAAAAUAAUACUAUUAAUAAUUAUUGUUCAAAGCUAUCAUGAUUCAUAGAUUGGCUGGAAAAUGGAACGAAGUUAUUCGCCUCCUUAGUGAUUAAGGAAUAUUAUGCAUAGUUAGAACUUAACCAUUGAAUAGUCUAUGAUUAAAUUUAUAAUAUGCAUGUAAACAUCGGUUAUACUCCUUUAGUUUCAUAACAAAACAAUUCAUGUGUACUUUGCAACAUAAAUAACUAAUCACUAAAAUUCAACGACGGUCGCAAGUUAAAAAAAUUCAUCUUUGUAAGUAGGCUAUUCGUAAUCUGGAAAUACAAAUAAACCAUGGCAGAAAGGAGCAUUACGAAUUUAGACAUUUUAAUAAUGGAACAUUCUUCAAACGAAUGGAUGCGUCAUAAAUACUGUAUUAAUUUUUUUUUUUCAGUAUAGGAUAUAUUUUUCAAGAAAAACAUUGUUGAUUAUACUGAAGUGAAUAUUAAUGAAUUAUGUGGUUAUGAUUAUUACUGUGUAAGUGAACAAUAACUUGAAAUGUUUUACCUACAUAAUUAUUAUUUUAUAGUAUCUCAAAUUAGGUGUUUAUUUUUAGCGAAAUCUGUAAAAAAUGUCUAUUAUAUUAUGCUGUAAACUAAAUAGUAUGGCACAUUGAUUUAAAUAUACAAAAAUUGAGACAUUAAUUGCAUUUUUCUAUAAAAAAAAAAAAUAGAUAAGCGAUUGUUCCGGAUUUUUCUGCUACGUUACUUUUGUCAAUCCAUUACACGAUUUCGUUUUACGAGUGCUGCAGAGAAUCAUGCUUAAGGAGUUUUUUUUUUGUAAGGAGUUAUAUUUAGGCAUUCAUAUGACUGUACAUUUGGACUAACUCGAUGUGUGAGUAGUAAGUUAACAUUAGUGCGUGUGCUUCCGAGAAUCGCUGUCACGCUGUGUCGGGUAACCGGCGCCGGAUGUAACUCUUGCACGCGCACGGACACGUCAAUAUAAUGUGAAAAUGAAAUAUGUUCCUGUUUGCAUAACUAUAAAAACUACUAAAAGUGGUAGUAGAUUAAACAUACUUCUUAAGCUACGAUUGUAAUUUCCAAAAAAAAUGGUAUGAAUUUAUAAGUUUCUGCAGGUUUCUGUAAAAUGAUUUUUAAAAUAUUUUUAUUUUUUUUUAAAACAAUAUUGAU
Acyrthosiphon pisum (pea aphid) is the source of this 1495-nucleotide messenger RNA. RefSeq names its product gustatory receptor for sugar taste 64e-like. Gene Ontology annotation, biological process: detection of chemical stimulus involved in sensory perception of taste; sensory perception of chemical stimulus. Gene Ontology annotation, molecular function: taste receptor activity. The record is from RefSeq and is a predicted model, not a curated record. The transcript has 3 exons. Lineage: Eukaryota; Metazoa; Arthropoda; Insecta; Hemiptera; Aphididae. Gene Ontology annotation, cellular component: membrane. Bases 24 to 386 code for a protein of 120 amino acids.